Messenger RNA from Gossypium arboreum, 2468 nucleotides. Its product is annotated as phenylalanine ammonia-lyase G4. Gene Ontology annotation, cellular component: cytoplasm. Lineage: Eukaryota; Viridiplantae; Streptophyta; Magnoliopsida; Malvales; Malvaceae. The transcript has 2 exons. Gene Ontology annotation, biological process: L-phenylalanine catabolic process. Gene Ontology annotation, molecular function: phenylalanine ammonia-lyase activity. The coding region runs from base 209 to 2341 and encodes 710 amino acids. The record is from RefSeq and is a predicted model, not a curated record.
AACCCACCCAACACUCAAUGUUCAUCUCAGACAUUUUUAUUUAUUUUUUUAUUUCUUUUUUCUCUCUAUUUAAACCUUGGAAAUAUUGUUCAACAAACUCAGGAAUAUUUUCACUUUCCCUGAAAAUUUCCUUUCCAUUUCAGAAAAAGAAAAGAAAAAUCUUUAGUUCCAAAAUUUCCCAGACGCCAAUCAUUAGCCAUUUGAAUCAAUGGAACCAAUGGAGUUACAGUUUUGUAAUGGCGGAAACGGUUCGUCACUGGCCGACCCCUUGAACUGGGCUGCGUCAGCUCAGUCAAUGAAAGGUAGCCAUCUGGAUGAAGUGAAGCGCAUGGUUGAGGAGUACAAGAAGCCGGUGGUUCGUCUCGGUGGUGAGACGUUAACGAUAGCUCAAGUCACGGCCAUUGCGAACCGCGACGUCGCCGUUCAGGUUGAGCUCUCGGAGGCGGCUCGGCCGGCCGUUAAGGCCAGCAGUGAUUGGGUUAUGGAAGGAAUGAAUCGAGGUACGGACAGCUAUGGAGUCACCACUGGCUUUGGUGCAACAUCUCAUCGGAGAACCAAACAAGGCGGUGCCCUCCAAAAGGAGCUUAUAAGGUUCUUGAAUGCUGGAGUUUUCGGGCAAGGAACCGAGUCAUGCCAUUCUUUGCCACACACUGCAACGAGGGCAGCCAUGCUUGUGCGGAUCAACACUCUGUUGCAAGGCUAUUCCGGCAUUAGAUUUGAGAUCCUAGAAGCCAUUACUAAGCUCCUCAACGUCAACAUCACUCCAUGUGUGCCACUCAGGGGUUCAAUCACUGCAUCCGGUGACCUGGUUCCACUUUCCUACAUUGCUGGCCUUUUGACUGGCAGGCCAAACUCUAAAGCUUUAGGACCUAAUGGUGAGACAUUGAACCCAACUGAAGCCUUUAGCAAAGCUGGGAUCAAUGGUGGGUUCUUUGAGUUGCAACCAAAAGAGGGUUUGGCUAUGGUUAAUGGAACCGCUGUUGGGUCUGGGUUAGCUUCCUUGGUCCUUUUUGAGGCUAAUGUAUUGGCUGUUCUCUCAGAAGUUCUGUCAGCCAUUUUUGCUGAAGUUAUGCAAGGGAAACCUGAAUUUACAGACCAUUUGACUCACAAGUUGAAGCAUCAUCCAGGUCAGAUUGAAGCUGCUGCAAUUAUGGAACAUAUUUUGGAUGGUAGCUCUUACAUUAAAGCGGCACAAAAAUUGCAUGAACUGGAUCCUUUGCAGAAGCCAAAGCAAGACCGAUAUGCUCUUCGAACUUCACCUCAAUGGCUCGGUCCUCAGAUCGAAACGAUCAGGUUUGCAACCAAAAUGAUCGAAAGAGAGAUCAAUUCAGUAAACGACAAUCCCUUGAUUGAUGUCUCAAGAGAUAAGGCCUUACAUGGAGGGAACUUCCAAGGUACUCCAAUUGGCGUAUCAAUGGACAACACUCGUUUAGCUAUUGCUGCAAUUGGCAAACUACUGUUUGCUCAAUUCUCUGAGCUUGUUAAUGAUUACUACAACAAUGGGUUACCUUCGAACUUGUCAGCAAGCCGGAACCCGAGCCUCGAUUAUGGUUUCAAGGGGGCGGAAAUCGCGAUGGCUUCGUACUGCUCUGAGCUUCAAUACCUUGGCAACCCUGUCACCAACCAUGUGCAAAGUGCUGAGCAACAUAACCAAGAUGUGAACUCUUUGGGCUUAAUCUCAGCAAGAAAAACAGCUGAAGCUAUUGACAUAUUGAAGCUCAUGUCUUCAACUUUCAUGGUUGCCUUAUGCCAGGCCAUUGAUUUGAGGCAUUUGGAAGAGAAUUUGAAGAACACUGUGAAGAACACAGUUAGCCAAGUGGCUAAAAGAGUCCUAACAAUGGGAUCCAAUGGUGAACUCCACCCGUCGAGAUUCUGCGAAAAGGACCUUCUACGAGUCGUCGAUCGCGAAUAUCUCUAUGCCUACGCCGACGACCCUUGCAGUGCAAAUUACCCCUUAAUACAGAAACUGAGACAAGUACUAGUAGACCAUGCAUUGAUGAAUGGUGACAGAGAAAAAGAUUCCACCACUUCAAUCUUCCAAAAGAUUGGAGUCUUUGAAGAAGAGCUGAAAACCCAUUUGCCUAAAGAAGUCGAAAGCGCCCGAACCGAAUUCGAGAACGGGAAUCCGGCUAUCCCGAACAAGAUUGAAGAAUGCAGGUCCUACCCAUUAUACAAGUUUGUGAGGGAAGUUCUUGGGACUAAUUUGUUAACAGGUGAGAAAGUGAUUUCACCAGGAGAAGAAUGUGACAAGGUUUUCACAGCAAUGUGUGCAGGGAAGUUGAUUGAUCCAUUGCUGGAUUGCUUGAAAGACUGGAAUGGUGCUCCUUUGCCCAUAUGCUAAAAAGGAUGUUUCUUUUCUCAAAGUUUGAGAGCUACAACAAAGCCACACUGUUCUGUAAGUUCUUUAACCUGUGCUCAUAUAUAAAGACAUAUAUAUAUAUAGCUUGUUUAAUUUUUCAUUCGAAAAA